Molecule: messenger RNA, 1047 nt
Organism: Planococcus citri (citrus mealybug)
Lineage: Eukaryota; Metazoa; Arthropoda; Insecta; Hemiptera; Pseudococcidae
Product: transmembrane protein 223
Exons: 4
Coding region: 136-939 (267 amino acids)
Biological process (GO): nervous system development
Cellular component (GO): mitochondrion
Source: RefSeq, a predicted model, not a curated record
CGUUGAGCUUGAACCUAACCUUGGAGGCUUGUCAUGUCAAAAUUAUUUUCAUCCGUUCUCCGUUGUGAAAAAAAAGUUAAAAGUUUUGCGAUGAAGCACGAUGUCCGCUGGAUCACGUUAAAAGUUUGAGAAAAAAUGAAUAUUACUGUUAGUUUACAAACAUUUAAGUACAGUGUUUUUGGAAAACACAUUCGGUAUUCGUUGUGCGCUAUCAAUAGCAAAUAUUUGAAAAAUGUAUUAAUCAACCAACACCGCCAAUGCAACGAUUCGGCCGUAGUACGUAAACCUAUACACAGUUCGGUAUUUCAAGCAAUUUCUAAACGUGUUUUUAUCACUCAUCGUAACACCAUAUCCGCAUAUCGUUCCGCUCACUACAAAUCAGUUUUUGAUAUCGAUACGAAUGUGAAAACCGACGUUCUGUUGUAUCGAAAUAAUUCGUGGUACUUUAGUAUAUUGGGAUAUCUGGCCGCUCUGCAAUUAUCAGUGUGGGUAUAUUUCGCGUACAAUUACAUCAGAUACGCUCGAUUAAUUCCUGAAAGUGAAAACGAAGUAUAUAUUUUCAAUUUAAUACCUUUGCACGAUACGAAAUGGAUGUACGGUAUACCGUUUACGUUUGUAUGCACAGGUGUUGGUAUCGGCGCUGCGAUGCUGCUUUUUUCAUUCAAAAACAUCCAUAAGAUAAUACUCCACAAAGGAGGUAAAUCGGUGUACAUUGAAACUUUCGGCGCGUUCGGAUUACAGCUCAGAAGAAAAUUCCAACUGAAUGAACUGACGUGUAAAAUGAGCCGUCAAUCUAGUAAAGGAUACGUUCCUUUGAAGUAUAAAGGUAUAUGGUUCAAUCUUCUCAUAGAUAAGGAAGGCGAUUUCUCGGAUCCUCAUUUGUUCGAUAUGACCGCCGGACUCUACAGAGAAUUGGAUUGGCUGAAGAGUAAAAAAUAAUUAGUAUAGUCGUAGUAUACAUAAGUAUAAAAGCCUACUUUGAGUUUAGAUUUUUGUACGUUUGCUUUGUUUGGAAAUAAAAAAAGCAGUAGAUUAUAUUCCAGAGAA